Molecule: messenger RNA, 1068 nt
Organism: Ostreococcus lucimarinus CCE9901
Lineage: Eukaryota; Viridiplantae; Chlorophyta; Mamiellophyceae; Mamiellales; Bathycoccaceae
Exons: 1
Coding region: 1-1068 (355 amino acids)
Biological process (GO): protein dephosphorylation
Molecular function (GO): protein serine/threonine phosphatase activity; cation binding
Source: RefSeq, a predicted model, not a curated record
AUGGAGGAUCGAUGGUGCGCGGUGUUGGAUGAGGAGAUAGGAGCGUUUGUGCUUGCGGUGUACGAUGGACACGGCGGCGCGGCGGUGAGUUCGCACUUGAGCGCGCACCUGGCGCGGGAGGUGCUGGGGGAGGCGACGCUGCGGAGUGAUCCAGAGACGGCGCUGAAACGGGCGUUUAAGCGUGUGAAUGACGUCGUGUGCGAUCGGAAUCCAGGUGAUAUGCGAGGGAUGUAUGGGAGACCAGGGGCGGGUUCGACGGCGAUCAUGGCGCUGAUUAUUCCGCCUAAAAUGUACGUAGCGAACGUGGGCGAUUCGCGCGCCACGGCGUUGGACAAUCGAGGGCAGGUGACGUUUGAGUCGAAGGAUCAGCGCCCGUGCGUGGCUGAGGAGAAGGAAAGAAUAGUUAGAGAUGGUGGGUUCGUCAAGCGCGGUAGAGAUGGGACGUUGCGAACGUGUGGUAUAUUAGCGGUGUCGCGCGCUUUCGGCAACGCGGGCAUCAAGCAGUUUUUAUCCGUCGAACCGGAGGUGUACGCUGUAGAUUUGGAGACCGUUGAUUCGUUGAUUUUAUGCUCAGACGGGUUGACUGAUGUCAUGGGGAGUAAGUUGGCGAGUGAAACGAUGCGCGCGGCGCCAGUCGGCGUAGUGGCCUCUUCGCCCUCGCCCGUACGGACGAGACGCGUCGCCAACUCGCUCGUCACUCUCGCGCGCGUUCGGCAAAGUAGAGACAAUAUCAGCGCUGUCGUGCUCCAGGCGCGAAAGUUAUCGUCCAUUACGUUUCCUUCUCUAGAUACUCCGGUCUCUGAUGUGCAAGCCACGUUUGGAACGCCAGAGACGGUGCAGUAUAAUCCGGCGCCCGCCGACGUGAAGGACGGCCAAGACGCUGCGUCACGAGCGGCGCUAGAUUUCGACGCGAACAAAGAGGGCGUGACUGUAGACGAGAAGGUGAGCGCGCAAGAGCACGAUGACGAUGCGCAGGCUUCUGAUGACGAUGGACUCUCGUCGCCUGUUCCGAGUGUCAUGAGAGAAUCGACACAAGCAAUCACGCCAAUCAUUCACGCGAGCGGUUGA